This is a messenger RNA of Penicillium daleae, 810 nucleotides long. RefSeq lists its product as uncharacterized. The record is from RefSeq and is a predicted model, not a curated record. Lineage: Eukaryota; Fungi; Ascomycota; Eurotiomycetes; Eurotiales; Aspergillaceae. The transcript has 4 exons. The coding region runs from base 1 to 810 and encodes 269 amino acids.
AUGAUCCUAGAGAACCCGCUGUCAGUUAUUUCACUGUCGAGACUUCUAGAUGUCUCUGAGAGGUUUAUCCAUACUCGGCUAAACUCAUCACACCCGGUUUUGACUGUGCCAGAUGAUAAGACUUCGUCAGUACGGCUCUUUCAUCCGUCAUUUCGGGAUUUUAUUCUUAAUCCGGAAAUCCGCAAGAAAACCCCCUUUUGGGUGGAUAAAAAAGCGAGACACUGCAAGUUGACUAAACAAUGCCUUCGUAUGUGUCAUAAUCUGCGAAGAAAUAUCUGUGGACUACCUAGUGAUGGAACUCAACGUACAGAGGUUAAUCAACUCACUAUCGAUCGCAACCUUCCUUGGGGCUUACAGAGCGCCUGUCGAUACUGGGUAAAUCAUCUGAUACAAUGCACCGACUUAAUUGGAAUGAUGCAUGAUGCGUUGUUAUUUCUUCAGAGGCAUUUUUUGAACUGGGUCGAAGCAAUGAGCUUACUGGGUCUUACCAAUGAGUCUUCCCCAAUUUCGGAUUUCCUUCACGACGCGAGGCGAUUUAUCCUGAAAAACCGCCAGAUGUCCGUAAACAAUUCAAACAAGAGAUUCCGACUUGGAUAUGCCAGUCACCACGAGUUGAAGAAACGUAGGGCCCAGAACUACAGACGCUCGAAGACCAUUCGUCUUCAGUUGAGUCAGUGGCCUUCUCGCCCGACGGCCGGCUCCUGGCGUCCGGCUCCUUGGAUAAAACAAUAUGCCUCUGGGAUCCGGCGACAGUCACUAUGGUCGAAUUGUGCGACGACGGUUUAUAUCUCCAAAUCAACUCCGGCUUGA